GUCUAGGAAGGGCGUUUGUCAGCAGCAGCAGCGAGAGAUGGCGCGAGGAUGAGAUGAUAGAAGAUGGAAUGAGAGGGAAGGUGGAUGGAGGGAGAUAUGAAGGGGGGGAUAUAUGGGGGCGAGGCAGGGAGGGUGGCUACUGGCUGCGUGGCUGGAUGGGCAGGCAGCAGGAUACGGGUGCUGCCUGGGCGGGCCUGCGCCGUACGUAGAGUCCUCUGGACCGUACCGUACCGUGCCGCCAAUGUGUAUUGUAGAACGCACGCACUCGUGGCAUCAUCACCACCACAAGCGCGAAGCCCUUUGGUCUAAGAACCGUGAAUUCAUAUCUAUCGUGCCCUACGACCGAUGACCUCUUAAACCCACGCGAAUCUCUAGCCGCGGCACCCCUCUUCCACCGCCUCCGCUCCAAGUCCAUGCAUAUAUGUCCGCCCCUCCUCCCUUCAACAGAGAGAAAGAAGAGACAAAAGACAAGUCAGUCUCCGCACGACCGAAGAGAGCAAUAGUGGGUAGAAGAGAGGAAAAAAGGGUUUCGUUAAACUAAAAAAAAAAAAGGGGGGGGGGGAUCCA
This is a messenger RNA of Aplosporella prunicola CBS 121167, 567 nucleotides long. RefSeq lists its product as uncharacterized. The record is from RefSeq and is a predicted model, not a curated record. The transcript has a single exon. The coding region runs from base 113 to 349 and encodes 78 amino acids. Lineage: Eukaryota; Fungi; Ascomycota; Dothideomycetes; Botryosphaeriales; Aplosporellaceae.